Messenger RNA from Mercenaria mercenaria, 3245 nucleotides. RefSeq names its product AP-3 complex subunit mu-2-like. The record is from RefSeq and is a predicted model, not a curated record. Gene Ontology annotation, cellular component: cytoplasmic vesicle; clathrin adaptor complex. Gene Ontology annotation, biological process: endocytosis; intracellular protein transport. NCBI's taxonomy places the organism in Eukaryota, Metazoa, Mollusca, Bivalvia, Venerida, Veneridae.
GAAAUGUAUUAUCUUUAACUUCCGUGUUGUGUCAAAAGUCGAUUUUCCAGAAAAAUACCGUUUUAUUUAUGAUCUUAGUCAAAACAUCUAGAAUUAAACCAUGAUUCACAGUCUAUUUAUCAUAAAUAAUACCGGUGAUGUGUUUAUGGAAAAGCAUUGGAAGAGUGUAAUACACAAGUCUAUAUGUGAUUAUUUCUUUGAAGCACAAACGAAGGCAGGUUCAGUAGAUGAUGUUCCACCUAUUAUACCAACACCUCAUCAUUACCUGAUCAACAUUUACAGAAACCAGCUCUACUAUGUUGCUGUUGUUACAACAGAGGUGCCUCCACUGUUUGUGAUAGAGUUCCUACAUCGUGUGGUGGACACCUUUGAGGACUACUUUCAGGGAUGUAGUGAGAGCAUUCUCAAGGAGUACUAUGUCAUUGUGUAUGAGCUCCUAGAUGAGAUGUUAGACAAUGGUUUUCCACUCGCUGUGGAAUCAAAUAUUCUCAAGGAAUUGAUAAAACCAAAUUUCCUGAGAACAAUCACAGAUACUAUUACUGGAAAAAGAACUUACAGUGUUGGAGCCACUUUACCAACAGGUCAGCUGUCAAAUGUUCCAUGGAGACGUACUGGAGUAAAGUAUACAAAUAAUGAGGCAUACUUCGAUGUCAUAGAAGAGAUAGAUGCUAUAAUAGACAAGUCGGGAACAACUGUUAUAGCAGAAAUACAGGGAUAUAUUGACUGUUUAGUGAAGCUGUCAGGGAUGCCAGAUUUGACCUUGACUUUUAUUAACCCUCGUCUUCUAGAUGAUAUCAGCUUUCAUCCUUGCAUCAGAUUUAAAAGAUGGGAGAAUGAGAAAAUUUUGUCAUUUGUACCUCCAGAUGGAAACUUCAGACUUCUGUCAUACCAUAUAGGCUCAAACAAUAUGGUAGCAAUUCCAGUGUAUGUGAAACAUAAUAUAUUCUACAGAGAGGGUAGUUCAGGAAGAUUUGAUGUUUCUAUAGGUGCUAAAUCAACCAUGGGCAAAACUGUUGAGAGUUUGGUAUUGGAGUGUCCCUUCCCAAAGUCUGUAUUGAAUGUGACCUUGACCCCAAAUCAAGGUAAAUAUACAUUUGAUCCCACAACAAAGUUGAUGAGCUGGGAUGUAGGUCGACUAGAUCCAACUAAGACGCCAAAUAUCAAAGGAACAAUUAACUUACAGACAGGCUGUCCAGUCCCAGAAAGCAACCCAACAUUAUCUCUACAGUUUACCAUUAGUACUCUGGCAAUCUCAGGGAUAAAGGUCAAUAGACUGGAUAUGUAUGGAGAGAAAUACAAGCCAUUUAAAGGUGUAAAAUAUAUAACCAAAGCUGGAAAAUUUCAAGUGCGGACAUAACAAUAGUGCUUAGGGCUAGUGCAAUAGUGAAAAUAAACUUACUACGGAGAAAUAUACAUUUUAACGACAGACAAUAUAUGUAUUUAUUAAAACUGAAACUUCUUGUUUUAUAUUGUUUUUGGUGUUGAGACAAGUGUUUGAAUUGUGACAAAAUGAAGAGUCUGAAUCUAUGAAUAAUAAUGAGCUAUAAAUAAAUGAGUUCUGAUUGGUCGGAAUGACCACUUUUUGCGCAUAAUACCACUUGGUAUUGCACAAAUUUAGUUUGAUAUUGAAGACAUGUGCAUCAGAUUAUGAUAUUGCGCAGGUCAAACUGGCCAUGGAGAAUUUAUAUUUGAGCCACGCAGUCUGGUCAGGAUCCAUGCUGUUUGCUUUUAAAGCCUAUUGGAAUUGGAGAAACUGAUAGCGAACAGCAUGGAUCCUGACCAGACUGUGCGGAUGUGCAGGCUGGUCUGGAUCCAUGCUGGUCGCAAACCCACUAUGUUGGUUUUCUCAUGACGCGGCUCAUUUAUACUUCAUAUCUAAAAAUAGUUAAAGACAUUAUUAUGAUUGACCUGCAUUAAUGUUUAAAUUUUUUUUGAUAAUUGUAAAAGAAGUUAUGAAUCAUUUGUUGUAUAUUUCCCACCUUUUGUUAUUCUUGUUUUUAGUCUGUUAAUUACUGGUGUUAUUUUAUGACUACUAAAUUCUGCUUAUCUUAUUGGUCAGUAACUGGUCACAUGGAGGUCUAUAGAAAGUGAUAUCUACUGCAAAAAUGAUAUUCUUGUAAAACAUUAGGGGAAAAAACUUUCCACUUGAACAGAACAAAAUGAAAUGAAGAUCUGUUAUUAUUAAUAAAGGGGCAUACCUCCAGGUUUGUGUCAGUUUUUUUCCAAAUUUAGAAAACGCUUUUGUUAGUACAUUUGUAAUUGUAUAAAAAAUGUAAAAGGAAGUGAUGGAGUGAGGUCUUGGCAAUAUAAUUAUUUAUAAAAAUUAAAACGAAUUGAAUUACAACUUGUAUUGUAAAACAUGCACUUCUAUUUUAAAGUGGUGUACCUGUAUUGACAAAUCGGCAGGUUAACAUAUUCUUCAUAUGCAAUUUUGGCAUUUUCCUUUGGAAAGGCCUCUGGAAGGCCAUGUAUGUGUUAAGUCACAUUUAGUUCUAAAGAAUGAAGAAUUGAAUAACGAGAGUACAUAAUCAGAUGGAACUUGCCGAGUGUCAUUACUGGUGCACUACCUUUGCUAAAAAAAAUUCAGGAAACGUCCUGAUAAUCCUUAGAUGUUUCCAUUUGUUUAGAAACAUUCAGAUGUUAACAUAGAAGCAAGUUCCUUUUGAAAUUAGUUUUUAGGAUUCAAAGUACAGUUACCACUCACUCAAGUUGUAACCUUUAUCAUGCUGGACAAGUUUGCUUCUGCCUUUGCGACCAGUGUAGAUCAUGAUCAGCCUGCACAUCCGUGCAGUCUGAUCAUGAUCUGCACUGUUCGUCACUCAGUCAGUAUCUUUUUGGGAAGCACCCCUUUUAACAGUUAAUGGUACUGUCCAAAUUGAAAGAUGGACAAGUUCAUUAUAGAAAUUUUGCAGUGUAAGGGUUAAUAGUUUGAGCAUCAAGGCUGACUCCAGCAAUUAAAGUGAUCCCUGAACAUUUUGCUUAUAUUUUCUAUGUUUGGAUCUCUCAAAACACUGUAUAACUCGAGCUUUUUCAUCAAAACCAUGGAUAACCCAUGCGUUUUACUCAGCCCCUUGGGACCAAGAGUGAUUGGUGCUUUACUGUACAUUGUAUGAAACAAAGGUUGAUAAAAAAAAGCAUUUUCUUACCAUUAAGAAACAGGCAAAUACAUUUGAAUGAUAUUGUGAGAAGAUGAUCACUGAUGUGAAAAUGAAAUAUAUGUAAUAAUUAAAAUUUAUAAAAUAGAA